AUGGCUCCCAGGAGGAAACGCGCUGCUGUAACGCCCACAAUAGCAGAGGAAGAAGUCGAAGUUCCUAAGGUUGACACUCCGUUCGUCGCAUGGAUGAAGGAGCAGGAAGCUGCGGGCAUAAGGAAGGGCCGACUCGUAGGUGUUACCGAUCACCGUGCUCCACACGUCACGACCGCAUCGGCGACGUUCUCGCCUUCUGUGGACGGUGGUGGUAUUGGCACUGAUGUUGACAACGACAACUACGAUGGCCUUGAUGCGGCGGACAACGUGGACAGUGACAUCGACACAUACUACGACUCGGACGGGUACACCGGCGCCGACGUUGUCGAUGAUACGGAGGGCGGAGACACGCCUGCUGAGGAGGCUGGGUCGUCGCGUAAAGGCAAGCGUAAGGUGGCGCCUGGUCGAUCGAAGAAAUCGCAUUGGAGCGAGGAAGAGCUUACCGAAUUCGCUGCGGCUAUGUGGUUUUGCAAGGACGACUUCGACAAGAUGAAAGGCAAACAAGGGGCGCAGCCAUGGAAGAAGCUUCGUCGCGUGUUACGCGAUGCCAACCCCAAGUGGCGCCGCCCGUCGGACUCGAUGAUGAAGCAGUGGCCGCGGUUGAAGGCGAGGAUGGAGGAAAUCAAGUUGGCGGAUGCGACCUCGGGUAACUCGUUGAUGCCAAAGCCCGAGUGGUUCGACUUCGUCUUCAACUGUUGUUUCGCCGAUCGCGCCCCGAAUCCGCACAUGGUGGACGAGGGAGGCACGCGCACUCAGCACGCUGUCCCGGGUACCUCCACGCCUGUGGUCCCGGCUUUCGUAGCCCCCAAUGGUACCCAGCCCGCGCCUGCAUCGGUUGGGCCUGCUGCAGCCACUAAUGAAGGUCCCAAUGCUUCUCCGGCCCGCAUUGCUGUGAGGAGGCGGUCCAUGGAGUCGCCUGCAUACGCGGGGCACCUCUUGGUCGCUGACACGAUGACAAGGAUCGCCGGCCAACGGGCGGCGCGGCAGGCCGCAUCAAUGGACCGCCUCAUCUCUGUCCUUGAGCGCAUCGCGGUGCCGCCACCUCCUGUCCCCGUCGCCCCAACCCAGCCCCCGGUCUCCACACCCCGGAACCCUAACGAGUCCCCACCUAAUCGUGCUCAUUUUGAUGCGCACACCUCGGCCGGCACGCCGCCUUCUCACACGGCGUGGUACAACCCCACGAUGCAGACCCCAUUUGCAGCGCCACGACCCGCUGGCGUUCCAGCAACCGUGCAGCCCCCUAUGAUCCCGCCCGGCCACGACAUGUCAACGGCGCGUCAGCUAUAUGCAGGGGCGCAGCCCGUGGUCGCCAUGGACAGCAAUGGGAACUGGUUCUUUACUGGCUCCCCGUCUGGACUGCACGGCCCGAAUUGCCGCCUAAGCCAUGCCGAGUGGAUAUGCACGCCGAAAUGGCGGCGACGGGCCACAGCAGCAUCUCUGGUCCGGACUGGUGAGGGCUCCCAAACGAAGCGCUGCACGCCUGGGCGCUCCCACCAGCGGUUGGGUCGUCGAGAAGUGUAG
Messenger RNA from Closterium sp. Naga37s-1, 1521 nucleotides. Lineage: Eukaryota; Viridiplantae; Streptophyta; Zygnematophyceae; Desmidiales; Closteriaceae. The record is from the annotation of a GenBank genome assembly.